GGUCGUGCAGUAUUCCGAGAGCACGGUACAUGGAUGAUUAAAGAGAACGGUGAUCGUUGUAAUUCUCAUACUUCAUAGCUGACAGGUGGACCGUGAUGCAGUGCGGCUGGCCUCUGUUAGGUCCGCUACAGUGGAUGCGUUACGUCAACAAACAAGUGAAAGUGAAGGCGGGAAAAGAUGAGGAGCGCCGCGGCUGGCUGCUCACCGUGGACCCGGUCUCCGCCAGUCUGGUCCUGGUGAACUUCGGGGAGGAGGAGGGCAGGGCGUCGGUGCAGGUGGUGAUGGGUCACGCCGUGGAGGAGGUGGAGGUCCUGCAGGAGGCAGACGAGGAGACCACGGAGCGUCUCCAGACCUCCUUCCUCCCACCGGAGACCCGCACCCUGGACCCGGCGGAGCUGAGGAGGAGGAGAGGGGGCGUCCGGAGGUGGCUGGAAAAGAACCGGUUCCCCGUGGAGGAGGAGGGGGACGAGCUGAAGGUGGCGGGGGUCCUGACCAUCACGGCCCCGUACGGACCCGAAGACUGCUGCAGCUCCAACCAGAUCAUCCUGGACCGCAUCCAGAAACUGAUCCAGCUCCAACCAGACCACCCAGAAACCGAUCCAGCCUGAUCCAGAUGAUCCAGACUGUCCCAGACCACCUGGACACGAUUCAGAACUUAAAAUGUUGUUAGAAACCUUUUCAGGAAGUGAAAUCCACCAAUCAGAUUCCUGCUCUGUGUCUCUCGACCAAUCAGAGCGCGACAGCAUCUGUGACUGACAGCUGUUCUGGAAAAGUUUGAGUUCAGGUUAAGUUUCGUUGUUUGUCAUCAGUUUGAUCAUUUUGUCCAAUAAAAAAGUUAUUUCAAGAAUAUUAUGGACAAUGAUUUACAUUUGGAAAUGUUCAAAUUAUAAAUGAAUUUGUUUAUUUGAAUUUAAAUUAAGUUUAAAGUUUCAGUUCUUUUUUUAAAUUUUCUUUUUUACAUUUGUACAUUUUUGUAAAGUUAUCCUGCCUUUAUUAAAGUUGGUAGAAAAAAAAA
Messenger RNA from Anarrhichthys ocellatus (wolf-eel), 1015 nucleotides. RefSeq names its product gem (nuclear organelle) associated protein 6 (gene gemin6). The coding region runs from base 96 to 608 and encodes 170 amino acids. The transcript has a single exon. Gene Ontology annotation, biological process: spliceosomal snRNP assembly; spliceosomal complex assembly. Gene Ontology annotation, cellular component: nucleus; SMN complex. Lineage: Eukaryota; Metazoa; Chordata; Actinopteri; Perciformes; Anarhichadidae. The record is from RefSeq and is a predicted model, not a curated record.